UGUGUGUGACAUUAGCUAGAACAUGGCGCUGUUAUGAAUGUUAUUUUGCAAUAGACAAAACGUUAUUUUUCAUAGAUGUAGUCAUGUCUGUGAAAACAAAUAUAAGAAGGUAGUUGGCAACUGUGUAUCAACGCGUAGAAGCGAGGUCGGCUGAAGCUCACGUCUCAGAGUGCCGCGUGAAGGAGAAGUGAGUGGCUUUCGACGCAGACAUGAUGGUCCUCACGCGAUUAAUUAGAGGCCGGACCCAUCCUGCAGGAUUUCAUAUCAACAUCCACGAGAGGCCUCCGCGGAUCCCCAAGAAAAGCAACAUGAUCAGGUCUUCCAGCACGCUAUGCACUAUGCUUGCUCCGUCAAGAACCGUCGGUCCCGCGUCAGAUCUUCGAGGAAAUGAAAUCUUUUGCUGCGUCGCCCUCCGUCCAUGGAACGUCGCUGGGAGGAGUCAUUUUGGCACGUCGACGCCCCUGGGAGAAGAUCGCCACGAUUCUUCUUUUAGUUUUUUCAUCCUUAGCAGUCAGGAUUUCGAGGAAGUGAAGGCGUUCUUGGCGCUGUAUUUCUUCCCCAAAGAACCUCUGACGAUAGGCGCUCGCUGUGAAGACUACGUAGACAUGAGUGAUCUUAUCUUGAAAUGCAUGUCGUCGGGAGUGUCCGUUGGUGCUCGGGACAAAGCCACGGGGGAACUGGUGGGCGUCAGGCUGAGCAGCAUCUUAUCUUCAAAGCCGAAGACAGAACCUCCGCCUGAUUCUAUCCCGCCGGAAGUGGCGAAGGUGAUCAAUAUGUUGAACCACCUGUGGGAGGCCGUGGACGUCUUCGAGGACCCAGGUGUGGAGCGCAUCAUGAAGAGCGACAUCCUCACCGUGCACACCGGUUAUAAUGGGCGAGGGCUGGCGAAGGCCAUGGUGGAGAGGAGUGAGCGCCUGGCCAAGGGAAAGGACUGCCACCUGCUGUACACACAACCCACAAACGCCAUCUCCGCUAGAAUCUUCUCUCAACGAGGUUACGACACAAGAUACACUAUUGACCUGGACACUUUGCUGGACGAGCAAGGCAACCGUGUAUUCGACACGUCGCUAAUGUUUGGCAACAAUGUUAUCAGAGUUAUGAGCAAACGCGUGGGGUCGGGGCAGUAGUGAGGAGUAGAGGGGGGGGGGGAUUCUCAUCUUUAUAGAUUUCAUGUUUCCUUUCAAACUCUCAUAUCUUGGCGUCGGAUUAUAAGUCUGAAUUGCCAAGUGAUGGUUUGUCUUGAAAAGCACACAAUAGUCAAUAGAAUCAGAACGAUAACAAGAAAUCGGCUUUGUGAGAUGAAACAGAUGAUAGGACCGGUACAGACAGCACUCUUUAAAAACUCAUCUAACUGUGAUUUAAAGGUUUGAGAGAAAUACGUGAAUACCUUGAUUAAUGAAUGAUCUUUGAGGUAGGAACAGCCUGCCUCCAUGAUGAUACAGCAUGUUUCUUGUGGUUGUUUGUCGGUGAUAAGGGUUCUGCACAUGACUCCGCAUUUCACUGUCAUUUGUACGAUAUCUAUUUCUAUCCCUUUUACAAGUAUGUGUUAUUGUAUGUCACUGAGGUCAUAUUAUCGAUUCAUGAAUUACGAAUUAAAUAUUUCAAAUCUGA
Molecule: messenger RNA, 1611 nt
Organism: Penaeus indicus
Lineage: Eukaryota; Metazoa; Arthropoda; Malacostraca; Decapoda; Penaeidae
Exons: 8
Coding region: 210-1127 (305 amino acids)
Molecular function (GO): N-acetyltransferase activity
Source: RefSeq, a predicted model, not a curated record